AAACUGAACCACAACAAACUCUGAACUCGGUUUGCUUUUUUGACAGUUCAGCUAUUUUAUAAUAGUUUUAUUGUUCUCGGAAAUAGUAAUAUUGUUAACCACAUAAUUGUAUAUUAAAUGAUCUGAUUAUUUCAGAUCUAUCAAUGUGAUGGAAUUAUAACACUUUAAAUAGGUCAAAAACAUUCACAUUCGUGUCUUGUCUGAGUCUACCCAACGAGUGCUCUCCGUGCCUGGUCGCUUAAUAGAAACUAGGUUAAGUCAUUAGGCCACUUAUAUGAUUGUUCAAUUUGUGCACCAUUAAUUAAAAGAAUGUCAAGGACAGAAGACGUCUUGCACUAAGUAAUAUUACUAAAUGGAAAUGCAAACAGAAAAAGAUGAAAAGAAUAGUGAGGCUUCGCCUGUUGAUCGUUGGCUAGAGUUUAGCGAAUCUUUCCUGGCGGAGGAUGAAGGCGAACCCAGGAAUCCAGCAGACGAGGGCAACAAUGAAAAUUCUCAAACGACGUUCAACUACGGGGCAAAGCUUGGCGACUUGUCGUGCUCAUUGUUGGAUUGUGUUGAUGAGUUGCAUGAUGAUGGAAAUGGAAACUUGGAAGAAAGUACCGUGGAGAAUUUAGUAGCCAAAUUAAGACAAAGAGAUAAUUUAAUUGCGAAAUUAACUAGUGUGAUGAAAAAUAUGUCAAACCACAAGGGCAAUGGUGAUUCAAUUUUAAACUCGGUGGAGAAAAAUUUGGAAAGUUUUGCCGACGGGUUGAAAAAUUCUAAUUUUCUUACUACACCUACGCACUCAAUAUCAGCAAAUGUGGUUUCCACUCAAACUGAAAACUUUGAAGAUGAAUUGGAUGCAUGUAGUAAGCAAUCACGAUCUCCCCAUCAGGAUGUAGGCACAUCCGUUUGUCCUCGUCAGUCACCAGAAAUUCACAAGCCAGACUCCAAUUUUAGCCAGGCAGGAGAACCUCAGCAUGAUGACGAUGUGCAUCAAGAAGUGGAUGAUGAGCAUGAAGCCGUAGUACAUCAAUCUCCUCGAAGGCUUUCUUUCGCUAUGAAUCCUGAUGCGUUACGCUUAACCUUUUCUCCAUCAAUUUGUGAGUACGAGUCAGAAUCAUAUGGCGGAAAUGAUUUAUUCGGCCCUGGUGGGUAUUCAACACUUGAAGAUCUCAGAUUGCAGAUCAUGGAUUUUGAGAGAAAGUUGGAAUCUGAAAAGCGAUUUUUGAGAGAAAUGACGGUUGAAAGAGAGCAAGAACGUGAAGAGUAUCAACGAACUAUUAAUACUCUGGCAUUAAAAUACGAAGAAGGAAAACGGGAAAAAGAAAAGAUGGAAAAUGUAUUAGAACAUCAUCAAAUGGAAAUUCGGGAGCUUGAAGAACACCUCAGACACAAAGAGCUGGUGGAAGAUCAGCUUUUAAAUAAAGAUUACCAGCUUCAGCAAGCUGUUGAAAAAGUAUUCGAGUUGAGAGAAAUUAUUAGAACUCAAGAAGAACAAAUUGAGGCCAUGACCAAACAUUCAAUGUCACUAUUGGAUGCACACAAGGAUACUACUGAAUUUCUAGAAAUGGAGAUGGAUAAUCAGUUGCAGAGUGAACUAUGCAACCUGGUUUCCCACCAAGAUGCCAGUUGUACGUCUGAAAUCGAUCAUACAGAAGAGUUAUGGGCUCAGAUGCACGAACUUGCCAACAAAGUUGAAGAAAGGUUAAUGGAACUUGAAAAUUUCCCGUGGCAAAAUCGGCCAAAUAGUUCAUGUUCGGCUGCUGGAGAUGACAUAUCAGUUAGAGGAACAUCUACUCAUGUCAAAAAUUGUGAUGAUUCUUCCGAUGCCAGAGAUUUUGUUUCAAGAGUAUUCUGCAGUUUAAGAAGACUAGAAUACAGUUUUGAUGGCUUUGUUAGAUUCCAGGAAAUACUACUCAAGAAAAUCAAAGAUGGAGACCUCAAGAUUCUUAAUGAAAACAAAAAAAUUGAAGAGCUGAAAACAGAAAAGGGAAAGCUUGCUCUAGAUCUGUCUACAUGUCGUCAAAAAAUCAAGGAAUUUGAGAAUUUUCUUACAGAGAAUAAUAACCCAAACUCAUUCGCUAAUCACUCAAUCGAAAGAUUACGAAAUACUGGAUUAAGUUUUGGACGAGGUUUAGAAAAUACAAGCUCGCCUAUUUUUCGUCACAGUCAGCAUAAGAAUAGAAAGAAUGACAACGAAAGUUUUCCUAUCAACAGUACAACCGGAGAGAUGCAACAAUUGGACGAAAUGGUUCAAGUUGCUGACAAAACAAUCCCAACGCCCACUGCGCCACUUAUUGCGGCUUCAUCAUCCAAGCCGCUGGUAGCUGUGAGUCCUGUUGCAAACACCACUUCAGGACAGUCAGCAUCAACUAUUCCACCAGUUUCAGCAGUCCCCACAAAAUCGGGUAGUGGAUCGACAGAAAAAACACAUGUUGUGAAGCAUCACCCGGAAAUAACUCGACAUAUCGGUAACUCGGCACUUGCUGAGGAUAGUACACGAGAAGCCUUUGUAGUACCUCCUGAUCAACGAGCGGCAGAAACAGUCGAAGCCACCAAAAUUCCUCACACUGAAACAGAGGCAACAGAGCUUAACAAAAUUCCUAGUACCGAAAUUAAGACGACGACUUCGGUGGGCAGAGUUCCUUCCCGUGCUAACCAGCAAUCAGAGGUUGAGAUUCCCGGAGCUUAUUCGUCUGAAGUGUUUACAGACGAACCAAAAAAAGUAUCAGUAGAGAAAGUGUCCAGUAGUCUCAGUCUCAGUCCCAAGGUAUCGGAUUAUGAGAAUUCUCAAGUAACAAGUGAAGAACCUACACCUGAAUCGAAACGAGGUUCUAUUCCAACUGAAUCCAUUCCCACGUAUGGCAUCACCACAGUUUCGGACUUUAGUGUGGCGGAGAAGGAAAUUACAUAUUUGGGUACCCAAGUAGUUCCCAACGACAGCGAUGAUCUACCUGCAGCAAUAAAAUCUAUCCCGACAGAUUCUAAUACUGACGUACUAACAUUCGAGAACAUUACUGAAACUGUUGUAGAUGUGGACUUUGUCGAGCGUUCAAGAUCAUUGAUAAUUCCACCUGAAGAUUUUGAUGCUCCAAGUGUGAGUAACGAGGCGCAAAUUUCCAGACUAGAGGGAAUGGACAUGAUUCUUGAACUCGAAAAGCUGAAGACGGAACUUUUGCAGAUGCAUAAAGCUCUUGAAAUUGAGAAAAACAAGUCGCAAGUACUUGAGGAGCACCUUAAUCAAAUCAUGGCAGAAGGUUCUCAUAGUAUCAUCAUGAAUGACGGACCCCAAGGUCCAACAAUGCAACAACAGCAAGAGACGGGAGAUGUAAGCUCCAUUAGAGAUCCAACAAUUGAUCAAGAAAUUUCUAUUUUGAAGGAGAAAAUUGAUGAUCUAAAGUGUCAAGAAACAAAGCAUAUAAAACAUUUACGAUGUGCUCUGUUGAGAAUUAAAUCACUUCAAGAAGAAAAUGACAAAUGCCGAACAUACAUCACCAAAUUACAAGAUGAACUACAACAUUAUGCCACAAGAUUUGAUUCAGAAACAGAUGAAUGAUCUUUUUUAACUCGCAGAUACUUGUAAUUCAGAGAGGUCUAUAUAUGCACACAUAUAUUUUGUCCACACAUCACUACACAUUUUUUUUAAAUUGGACGUAAAUAAAUUUUUGUACGUUUUUAUGCACUAUA
This is a messenger RNA of Folsomia candida, 3669 nucleotides long. RefSeq lists its product as uncharacterized. NCBI's taxonomy places the organism in Eukaryota, Metazoa, Arthropoda, Collembola, Entomobryomorpha, Isotomidae. The record is from RefSeq and is a predicted model, not a curated record. The coding region runs from base 353 to 3538 and encodes 1061 amino acids. The transcript is spliced from 16 exons.